GUCACCUUUACACUGACGCGCUGAGCGGCAGCAAGAAUACCGGGAGCACUGGGAUUUUACCAAUUAAAAAACAACGCUUGAAGGAAAGAUUUUGACGAAGACUCGUUGGGAAGGUUUUGGCACUGCCUCCUCCCCGCUGUCCAUCUCUGCCAGGUGUCUUUGUCGCUGAGGGGGAAAUGGCUUUCCGUUCAGAGGAGGAUUUAUGCUGCCCUGCCUGUCAUGACAUUUUUAAAGAUCCCGUCCUCCUCUUGUGUAGCCACAGCUUCUGUAAAGCCUGUCUGCAGAGCUGGUGGAAAGAGAAGCAAAUCAAAGAGUGCCUGGUGUGUCGGACAGUGUGCGAGUGGAGCGAUCCACCUUGUAACCGGGCACUGAAGAACCUCUGUGAGGGAUUUUUGCAGAGUCAGACAGCUUCGUCGGGGUCUGACGGUCUCUGCAGUCUGCACUCUGAAAAGCUCAAACUCUUCUGUCUGGACCACGAGCAGCCCGCGUGCAUCAUCUGUCGGGAUGCAAAAAUCCACGCCGACCAUCAGUUCAGACCCAUCGAUGAAGUUGCACAGGAACACAGAGAGGAGCUUCACACGCUCCUGAACCCUCUGCAGCACAAGCUGAAGCUUUUUAAUGAAGUUAAAGUGAACUUACAUCAAACAGCGGAGCACAUUAAAGCGCAGGCUCUGCAGAUAGAAAGGAGGCUUAAGGAGCAGUUUAAGAAGCUUCACCAGUUCCUAGAGGAGGAAGAGGAGGAACGGAUGUUAGCUCUGCGGGAGGAAGAGGCGCAGAAGAGCCAAGUGAUGAAGGAGAAGAUGGAGGCUCUGUGUAGGGAGAUGGCGAAUCUUUCAGACACAGUCAGAGCCACAGAGGAGCACCUCAGAGCUGGAGAUCCGUCCUUCCUGAGGACCUACAAGGCUGUGGUGGAAAGAGUCCAGCAGCACCCCCAGCUGGAUGAUCCACAGCUGGGCUCAGGAGCAUUGAUAGAUGUGGCCAAACACCUGGGCAACCUGACCUUCAACAUCUGGAAUAAGAUGACAGACAUGGUCUCCUACAGUCCUGUGAUUCUGGAUCCAAAUUCAGCCAAUCCAGAGCUCAUUCUGUCUGAAGAUCUGACCGGCGUGAGGCACGGGAAGAGAAGGCUCCUUCCAGAAAACCCGGAGAGGUUUGAAUUCUGGGAUUCUGUCCUGGGCUCUGAGGGCUUUAACUCGGGAACUCACAGCUGGGACGUGGAGGUGGGAGACAACAAGGACUGGGAGGUUGGGGUGAUAGCAGAGUCCAUGUGCAGGAGAGAGUUUGUGGGCUCCACAGUGUGGAGCGUUGAAUGCAGCCACGCCGGAUACAGAGCGUACUCCCCAACCAACAAAUACAUCGCUCUCUCCAUCACAGAGAAGGUCAAGAAGGUCAGAGUUCAUCUGGACUGGGACGAAGGGAAGCUGUCUUUUUUGGAGCCUGAUACAAACACACACAUUCACACUUUCACACACAUGUUCACUGAAAAACUGUGCCCCUAUCUUUGCACCAGGAACCCACAGCUUCUGAAAAUAGUGCCUGUAAAAGUGUGUGUGAGAAUGCUGAGAGAUCAGGAGGAGUGA
Messenger RNA from Neolamprologus brichardi, 1580 nucleotides. Its product is annotated as nuclear factor 7, ovary. Gene Ontology annotation, molecular function: zinc ion binding; protein binding. The record is from RefSeq and is a predicted model, not a curated record. Lineage: Eukaryota; Metazoa; Chordata; Actinopteri; Cichliformes; Cichlidae.